AUGCUCGCCAAGAUCACCUUCGUCGCCGCCCUCGCCGGCUCGGCUGUCGCCGUCAUGGACGUCCGUCCGGACCGUGUUCGCCGGGAUAUCCUCCCGCGCCAGACCGACGCUUCGGCCGACCCCUGUCUCAACGCCCUGGCUACCGUCUACUCCAACGCGCCUACGCCUCCCCCCAAGCUUGUUUCCUACGAGAUGACAGCCUCGACCCAGACGGACCCUUGCAGCGUCACUGUCCCCUCCGAUCUCAGCUCCGACUACGCAAGCUACACCUCUGCAGUCCUCAGCUGGGUCGACGCCAACUCGGCCUCCAUCGCCUCUGCCCUUUCUCAGUGCUCCACUCUCACGGACCUCACCACCGAGAUUCCCGUCUGCACAGCUACCAGCGCCGGCUCCGGUGGCUCAAAGGCGACGGGCACGGCUGGUGGUUCUGGAGGCACUGGUACCAAGAACGCCGGUCCUCGUGAGACCGGCAUGGUUGCUGCUGCUGUCGCUGCCGCCGGCUUUGUUGGUGCAGCUGCUUUCUUGUAG
Messenger RNA from Colletotrichum chrysophilum, 528 nucleotides. RefSeq lists its product as uncharacterized. The coding region runs from base 1 to 528 and encodes 175 amino acids. The transcript has a single exon. NCBI's taxonomy places the organism in Eukaryota, Fungi, Ascomycota, Sordariomycetes, Glomerellales, Glomerellaceae. The record is from RefSeq and is a predicted model, not a curated record.